GUGUGUGUGGGGCAAUGUGAGAGCCACUCCAUUUCAACAGGUGCUGAUUUCCCAAAACAGCUAGCAAAUAUUAACCCCAAUAGCCACAAUCACCUAUGAACACUGCCAGAGAACUUUCAGUCACAGUUCCUCCUUCUUCAGCAUACUGAGAGGGUAUAUAGGUGUGUGAGGUGGCCGGUGCAUUUCAGGCUGCUGUUUUGGGUGCCUGCUGGAGCCUACCAUAAACCACCAUGAAGAUCGUUCUACUCCUCUCACUUGGAUGUAUCCUGUUCACCCAGGCAUAUGGCACCUCGUGCCAGGGUCGCUGUGGUUACGGCACAGACCCCAACUACACCUGCCAGUGCAACUCCGCCUGUGAGCGCUAUGGAGACUGUUGCCACGACUACGUAGAAAUCUGCAGAGGUUCCCUGUCCUGUCAAGACCGUUGUGGUGAGAAGUACAACUCCCAGAACAAAUGCCACUGCAACUCUGAGUGCAGCAGGCACAACAACUGCUGCACCGACUACAAGGAUCUGUGUCUGUCAGGCUCCCUGUCUUGUCAGGGCCGCUGUGGUGAGAAGUACAACUCCCAGAACAAAUGCCACUGCAACUCUGAGUGCAGCAGGCACAACAACUGCUGCACAGACUACACUGACCUGUGUGGCGGAGACUCAGGAGGCGGUGACUCUGGCGGCAGCUCUAUUUCCGACAGUGAGAUCGCUGCUCUGUCUGAGGUGCUGUACGCUGUGGACUCCAACAAGGCCUCCAUGAGCCAGGUCAUCCUGGACACCCAGGCCCUCGUAUCCGACUCCCAAACCGGCAACCAGAACGACCUCUCCCCCAACAAGUUGUUCCAGCAUGUGGACGAGGCGUCUCUGUUCUCCAGGCCGACCUUCGCUGCCUUCCUGGCCCUGCUGGACAACUACAACCGCAACACGGGCACGACGGAGGACUUCACCCCCGAGCAGGUGGCAGAGCAGGACAACUUCCUCACCGAGGCCAUUAGCAACACUGAGGUGGGACAGGAGCUCUACGCCUUCCUCCUCACUAAAGGUGUGUACAAGUCUGAGGAGGAGUUCAAGUACGACCUGAAGAUGAUGUGGUUCGGACUGUACUCGCGCUCCAGUGGCAAGAUGGACUCCAGUGGCUUCGAGCACAUCUUUGCAGGUGAGGUUAAGAAUGGUAAGGUGUCCGGCUUCCACAACUGGCUGCAGUUCUACCAGCUGGAGAAGAACGGCCUGCUCAACUACUACAGUCACAGCUUCAACGGACCUUGGGAGACGUACCCUGACGUGCUGGGCAUGCAGUUCAAGUGGGACGGCUACUACAAGCAGGUGGGCUCAGCCAUCAUGGGCUGCAGUCCCGAGUUUGACCUGGCCAUGUACUCCCUCUGCUACAUCACCCGCCCUGGCAAGCAGUGUAAGCUGAGUUUGGGAGGGGAGACCCUGAUCAUCCAGACCUACACCUGGGACAACUCCUCCUAUGGCAACGGCAAGAAGUACAUCGGCUCCGCCUUCCCCGCCACCCCCAGGAGCUACGAGAUGCAGAAGAUGCUGCAGUGACAUGGGGGGUAUUGAAAGCAGGAGGUGCAGAAGCAAAUCAGGCUAAACAUCUGGAUGUAGUACUAAAGCAUCUAAUAAAGUCAAAGAGCCUGGAGUCUUUGUUUUUCUUAAAAUUAAGCCUGCAGACUUCCUGGUAUUAGCAGUUUUAUCCAUUUCAUUAGGUUAACCUAACCAGAUUCAUGACUGAGCCAUGUUAGGCCUAUUGGAAUUACUCCUCCUGGUUGCAAAUAUGAAUAAAUUAA
Engraulis encrasicolus (European anchovy) is the source of this 1783-nucleotide messenger RNA. It is a transcript of the gene endou, whose product is annotated as endonuclease, polyU-specific. Gene Ontology annotation, molecular function: RNA endonuclease activity; scavenger receptor activity; polysaccharide binding. Gene Ontology annotation, biological process: immune response. The record is from RefSeq and is a predicted model, not a curated record. Bases 231 to 1541 code for a protein of 436 amino acids. Lineage: Eukaryota; Metazoa; Chordata; Actinopteri; Clupeiformes; Engraulidae. The transcript has 11 exons.